ACAAGACCAGAAGCAGCUUUACGCACAGCAACACUCCUCAUAUCGGGUAAUAAACACAUUAGUCCUAAAAGGAACCAUGUGUCUCCUGAAGACUUUGUCUCCCUGGUUGCUGCUGGUCUUCCUCGGUCUGCAGGUCUCUCUGUCCUCCGGUGCGCGCACCAAGACCAACCGGCCUGCAGUGAACGGCACUGGCAAGUUCUCCAACAAGGACGGGAUGAAGUGCACGUGGGGGGCGCGAUACGUCAGUGACACCGUCAGACUGUCGGUGAAGUGCGAGGACCCGGAGGCGCGCGUCACCGGCGGAGUCACCGACAUGCAGUGUGAGUACAACGCCAAACCGCUGAGCUGUCCGGGUUACCUGUCCAACAACAAGGGCUUCUGGAAGCAGGUGGCGCGCGGCAUCAAGAAGCUGCAGGGGAAUUUGUGCCGCAACGAGCGCACGCUGCUGAGGAUCUCCAUGUGCAAGCGCGCUCCACGGGACACGCACUUCAAGCUGGACAUGAACAGCUCCGUGGAGGGCUCUCAGUCCGGAGUACUGGAGACUACACAGCAGCAGACGUCUCCUCCUCCUCCUCCUCCUCCUCCUCCACCACGGAGCUCCGCCUCCACCGACAAGGCGCCCACCGGGACACCGACAGCGUGCACAAAGCGCGCGAACCACCGGAAAACGGCUGAGGAGAAGUGCAGCGGCUCGUGGGCAAGCGUGUGCAACUUCUUUCUGUCCAUGCUGCAAAGCGACGACUGUUAACUUCAGGAGGAGGAGGAGGAUGUGUGACACAUUAGGACUGAAUGUAAGGAUGUAUUUUUAGGACUCAUUGUGUUUGUUUGGUUGCAGCAACACAUUUUUCAUUUUUAAUCAAUAAUUGUCAGAUUUUUUCUCUCCACAAUGUGCAUUUUACAGAAGUGAACUGAGUGAUUUUACCACAAACGCCAUUAUGACAUGUUUCUUUACUCAUGCAGAUGUGGAUAUUAUCAGGUAUUUAUUAAAGGGACUGUUUGUAACUUUCAGAAAUGCUUGUCAACAGCGACGCCUGUGGCCGUUAAGUCAACGAAAGUCAGCGUCGGGCUCGCGCUUGUGCUCGUGAGGCGACACACGUCAGCUAAAA
Messenger RNA from Sebastes umbrosus (honeycomb rockfish), 1106 nucleotides. RefSeq names its product fibroblast growth factor-binding protein 1-like. Lineage: Eukaryota; Metazoa; Chordata; Actinopteri; Perciformes; Sebastidae. The transcript is spliced from 2 exons. Gene Ontology annotation, molecular function: growth factor binding. The coding region runs from base 77 to 748 and encodes 223 amino acids. The record is from RefSeq and is a predicted model, not a curated record. Gene Ontology annotation, biological process: cell-cell signaling.